UGAAGCUAAAUGUCACUCUUGGAAUUUGAUGAACACAAUUAAGAACGUAUUGCUUCAAAAAUAGUUUAUUUGUGAAUUUGAGACCGUGCGGACCUCGGGAUAAAGAAGAUAAUGUUCGGUUUACUUCGUUUAUUUACAAGACGAAAGGAGGUGUCAUCUGAAGUAAGUUCGUCAAACUUGAGCCGUUGUCUGACGACCUGGGACCUUGUCUCGCUCAGUAUUGGAGCCACGUUGGGUGCUGGGAUCUAUGUUGUAACUGGCCAGGUAGCGGGGAGCAUCGCAGGCCCAGCCGUCAUAGUCUCUUUCACCAUUGCGGCCGUUGCUUCAGUCUUGUCUGGUUUAUGCUAUGCAGAGUUCGGUGCUCGCGUUCCACACACAACUGGGUCAGCGUACACGUACAGUUACGUGACGGUAGGUGAAUUCGCUGCGUUCGUGAUUGGUUGGAACUUAAUCCUAGAGUACAUGAUUGGCACGGCUGCAGACGCAAGAGCGCUCAGCGGUUGCUUUGAUUACGUCAUCGGACACGCGAUACGCAACUUCACCCUCUCCCACAUUGGCACAUUUCAUAUUCCUACCAUCGGGGAUACGUACCUGGACUUCUUAUCCUGUAUCCUCACACUAGCAGUGACCGGGGUUCUAGCCUCGGGGGUUAAACAGUCCUCGGUGUUCAGUACUGUAUGUAAUGUCGUUAAUCUUGCCGUUGUUGGGUUCAUCAUAAUCGCCGGUGCCUUCUAUGUUAAACGUGAAAACUGGAGUGUUAAAUCAGGAUUUUUCCCGUACGGUGUCUCUGGUGUUUUAGGCGGGGCUGCGACAUGUUUCUACGCGUUUGUCGGCUUCGAUAUUAUAGCUACGACGGGGCAGGAAACGAGGAAUCCACAACACUCUAUACCUUUAGCAAUUAUGAUAAGUCUCUUUAUCGUGUUCAUGUGUUAUUUCAGUGUUUCCUCGAUUAUAACCCUGAUGUUGCCCUAUUAUAAGCUGGAUAAGCUAUCCCCAAUUCCCAACGCCUUUGCGCAGCGUGGUCUGCACACAGCAACGUAUAUUGUUGGUGUCGGAGCAGUUUGUGGCCUUUCCUCAAGCCUCAUGGGCUCCCUGUUUCCGCUACCGAGAAUAAUCUACGCGAUGGCAAAUGAUGGUCUGUUGUUUGAGUCGUUCAGAAAAAUCAGCAGUCGCAGUGAUAUUCCUUUUGUCGCAACAAUUUAUCCCGGAAUCUUAACAUCGAUUCUUGCUCUAGUUUUCAGCUUGGAUGAGUUGGUUGAAAUGAUGUCCAUAGGAACACUUCUUGCUUAUACCCUAGUGUCCCUAUGUGUUUUAAUACUUAGAUAUCAACCGAACACCCACCUGAGUCCCGGGGAUUCCCUCUCAAGUGGUAGUUUUGACUUUGGCGAACUUGCCCUGAACGAUAACGUAGACUUUGAGAAAAGAUCAUCCAAAACGACAGAAAAAUUGGAAACGAACGGAGUGGAAAGAAGGAGCAAAAAUAUCGUUAAUCCGAGAAAAAGUGAAGUCGCUUCUAUAAACGGUAUUGAUAAGGAUUUUGUGGAAAAUGUGUACCACAAAAAUGAAAAAAGUACAUUUAUGGAUGGUAGUUCUAAUUUGAGUUCGCUCGACAUGGACAGUGUUAGUAUGUCUAAAAAGAAUGGAAAGAGUUUAUAUACUGAUGACCAGGUAUCCGCAGAAAGGACAGUUCUCAGUGAAAGUGAUUAUCAAAAUGAGUCAGUUUAUUUCUCAUUUCCAACGGAGAAGACUGGCCGCAUAGUAUGCUGGGCGUCGCUGUUGCUGUGUAUUUCAUCGUCUGCAUUCUUCGCCCUCAUAGUCCACGCUAUAGACUUCAUAUUACACAAGAACAUUGUGGUUAUCGCCCUCACUUUAAUCGUGGGAUUUUUAUCCAUCAUCUGUAUCGGAGUCAUCGCUGCAAUGCCGCAAAACACAACCAGGUUAUCCUUCAAUGUUCCUUGUGUCCCAGGAAUUCCUAUUUUGGCGAUAUUUUUCAAUACAUUUCUCAUGAUCAAGUUGUCACGAGUAACGUGGUUACGAUUUAUCGUUUGGAUGAUUUUAGGUCUGGCUAUUUACUUUCUUUAUGGUUUACGACACAGCUUUGUUGGAUUACAAUUGAAAAUGAGAGCUCACAUGGAACUAGAGCAAAGACCGUGUGUCCUGUCAAAAAAUCUUUGUCAAUUUGAUUAUGACAUGGACGUGAUACCAGCUCAUCGCGAGCAAGACGGGGGGAAAUCUUCACCGAUUAGUCCCAUCUUCUGGUCCAGCUUACAGAAGUACCAUUUCUUCGCUAGCGAUUAUGAUGAAAAGGACGCCAAUCAUGAGAUGCAUUAAUAUAUUA
Molecule: messenger RNA, 2338 nt
Organism: Dendronephthya gigantea
Lineage: Eukaryota; Metazoa; Cnidaria; Anthozoa; Malacalcyonacea; Nephtheidae
Product: high affinity cationic amino acid transporter 1-like
Exons: 2
Coding region: 112-2331 (739 amino acids)
Biological process (GO): transmembrane transport; amino acid transport
Cellular component (GO): plasma membrane
Molecular function (GO): amino acid transmembrane transporter activity
Source: RefSeq, a predicted model, not a curated record